Drosophila serrata is the source of this 1131-nucleotide messenger RNA. RefSeq lists its product as uncharacterized. NCBI's taxonomy places the organism in Eukaryota, Metazoa, Arthropoda, Insecta, Diptera, Drosophilidae. The record is from RefSeq and is a predicted model, not a curated record.
AUGGAUAGAUGCCUGUACCUGCUGGUGUUGCUGGCCCUCUGUGCCAGCCUGGAGACAGCCCCAACACCACCCACAUCGCCUGAAGCUAACCAGGGGGAGCAGCUGGUGCGAGUCUAUGAGAUCAAUCAAAAGCAAUACGAUCGUAUGCUGCAGCUAACCAAGGGCAGGAAGGUGAUAUCAGAGGCCAGGGUUAUCAAUGGGGGCUUUGCCACCGUCAGCGAGUCGUUCAGUGAAACCCUUAGCUCUGGCUGGCAUUCCCUCCUGCGGAUUGUGGGUCUCACCACGGUCAGCAAGGCCGAUGAGACCGAGAAAGUGGACUUUGAGAGUCAACCCUUGUGCGUGAUCAAGACCCGCGAGGAUGAGCCUGUGGGCAGGGACGAGGAGGUGACAUCCGCUCGCAGCUCUGGAAAGGGCAUUGAGGCCGAUGACGAAGACUCCGCCAUUCACUGUAUUGUGGUGUUGAAGAAGGAACCUGAACAGGAGUUGCCUAGCCAGGAUCCUCAUCCAAAUUACGCUCAAUAUUGGAAUCCACCACAAGUUCCUCAGCCUGUGGAAGAUUCCGUUGCUGAACAGGUUAAGGAGGAAAAUGAGGAAAAAGAGGAGGUGGAGGUCACCACUUCAGCCCCAUUGAAAAGGAAAACAAUGAACAAGAGUACAUAUCCCAAGUCAGCAAGCCAGGAUGAUGAUAAUUCCGAUGGUUCCCGCCAGUAUGGUGGUUAUCCAUUGCCACCUCAAUAUGGCACGCCCUAUCCUCCCUCUCCCUACGGAGGCUAUCCCUAUAGCCCCUAUCCAAGCCCACAGCCCUUUGGUCCUCAAAGUCCCUAUGGACAAAGUCCCUAUGGAUCACUGCCACCAUUUGGGGCACCACAACCUUAUCCUCCCCAGCAACAAUUUCCACCACAACAACCCUAUGUCAAUCCCUAUAACCCACAGCCUCAGGGAUAUCCCUAUGGUUAUGGAUUCCCCUACUUUGAUCAGAAUCAGUUGGCUCAAGCAAAUGCCAAUAAGGUAGUGGAGAAACCCCAGGCCGAGGAGGAGGAUGAUGAAGAUGAGGACUCUUACGAGGAGGAAGAUGACUACAAGAGACGUUUCUAUCCUUACUAUAGCGAACCUUAUAAUUACAGACAAUAA